This is a messenger RNA of Diplodia corticola, 945 nucleotides long. Its product is annotated as a1 cistron-splicing factor aar2 protein. The record is from RefSeq and is a predicted model, not a curated record. The transcript has 2 exons. Bases 1 to 945 code for a protein of 314 amino acids. NCBI's taxonomy places the organism in Eukaryota, Fungi, Ascomycota, Dothideomycetes, Botryosphaeriales, Botryosphaeriaceae.
AUGUCUGCUGCUGUGCGCCCGGAGGACGUCGCCUUCAAUUGCGUCAGCGUCGCCCUCGCACGCAGCCAGAGCCUGGUCGCAUCAUGGCUGCCCCCGCGCCCAGCUGCCGACGCCGCCGCCCACAAGACGUCCGAGCAGCUUGCCGACGAAGAAUCCGCACUUUUUGCUCCCGGCUCCGACAUUCUAGGCGUCGGCGCUGAGCCUCCGAAAGACAUCGCGGACGGCAGCUUCAAGCGCAGCCAGCUCUCAUCCAACGAGCGCCUCCGCCAGCAGAUCCUCGGCAAGAACGCCACCAAGGGCCGUGGUGCCCAGCCCGUAGCCCAGAGCUCCGCCGCCGCCGCCGCCGCCGCCGCCCACUUGCCGAGCAAGAAACCGGCAAGACCAACCAAGUCCGCGAGGGCCCAGGAUGACAGCGAUGACGACGAGGAUGGGCGCGCCGCCAUGUUCAGGUCGAAGAAGAGGGCUGUUCCAACAACCGUGGAGAACGAGACAUCAAGGGGAGAAGAUGAUGGAUCAGCGGAUGAGGUGAAAGGCAGGGCAACGUCUCAGAAGGCAAACGCGGCGGCAACGCGAACGCAGGAAAAGCCGAGGAAGCGGCCUGCUAGUUACCUGGAUGAGUUGUUGGAGGAGCGCUCAAAGAAGAAGAAUAAGAAACAAAAGGCGCAGGCAGAGGUCCCGGUGAAGGCGGCGGCAGAGAAGUCGAAGGCUGAUACCCGAGAGGAAAAGCCUACGGCCAAAGAGAAAUCACCGAAUGCGGACGAUGGCUUUGACGAGGAGAGCGACAAGGCAACUGCGAAGUCAGCUUCAGCGAAAGUCUCCAUCCAACAUGGAGAAUCAGGCGAUCCCACCACCACUGCCGAGAAUGCACUGUUGGACCGUUCUGACAAGAAAAAGAAAAAGAAGAAAAAGAAGAAGAACAAGGGAGAGGCAACAGAACAGUCAUAA